AUGACAGCUCUCGGUGCUGCCGACCGGUAUCGGGGAACGGCGAAAAACGAGAAACGAAUAAUCGAGCAAUCGAGUAAAAACAAGGAGCGGGCAGCGGCGUGCGGAGGCGAUGCGAUAAUUCGUUCGGAUGCGAAGGAAACUUACGUGAGUGACGUAUCAAGGGGCGGCAGGCGGGCCGAGAUAUCCUCCCGUUCACCUGAAGAGGCGCCUCGUCAGCCGCUAAGCCCCUCGCCCCUCGCCCCCUCCCCGCGUGGU
Iphiclides podalirius (scarce swallowtail) is the source of this 255-nucleotide messenger RNA. The record is from the annotation of a GenBank genome assembly. NCBI's taxonomy places the organism in Eukaryota, Metazoa, Arthropoda, Insecta, Lepidoptera, Papilionidae.